Gasterosteus aculeatus aculeatus (three-spined stickleback) is the source of this 5924-nucleotide messenger RNA. It is a transcript of the gene cep295, whose product is annotated as centrosomal protein 295. NCBI's taxonomy places the organism in Eukaryota, Metazoa, Chordata, Actinopteri, Perciformes, Gasterosteidae. Gene Ontology annotation, biological process: regulation of centriole replication. Gene Ontology annotation, cellular component: cytosol; centriole; centrosome. The record is from RefSeq and is a predicted model, not a curated record.
GUUUAAACCCACCGGAUGUGACGUGUGGGAUAAAAACGUUCUCUUUUUUCGUUGUGUUGACAUGGAUUUUUGGUCUUAAACAAAACGCAUCGGGUUGAUUUCAUCUUUGUUCGGUAACGUUUCUAUAGUAAGCACGAUUUUUUUUAAGUGUAAAGCCAUAAUGUAUAAGUUGUGAUGUCUGCAGCGCUAUGAAGCUAAUUCUAACUAGCCAUGCGCUAACAUAAUUACUAGCAUUACCUGCUUUUUUGCAAAUGGCCACGGGCAAUGUUUGAGGAAAAUGAAGAGAAAAGUUGCCAAAUUAAGACUAAGUCCCAACGAAGAGGCUCGUUUAAUCCGAGAGGAACAUGAACGGCGGAGGAAAUUACGAAUACAACAGGUGCGGGAGCAGCAGAGGUACAUCUCACUGCAGAUCCGUCGAGAGGUUGAGCAGAGACGGCAGCGAGAGCUGGAGCAGCUGGAGAAGCAGCUGAGGGACGACUGGGAGCAACAGCAGAGGGAGAAGCUCCAAGCACUGCAGAGGCUCUACCAGGAGAGCCUCCAGCUGGUCGGUCAGGGACACAGAAGUGCAAAAGAAAAUGAGCCUGACUUGGAAGCCAUAGCUCAGAGGGAGGAAGAAAAUCAUGUCAAAGCAGAGGAGCGUUAUCGGGAAGCCCUCAAGGAGCUCAAAUCACAGCGGCUUAAAGAGGACGAGAGGCAAAACCGAUGCAUCAAUGCCAGGAAGAAGGCGCUGCAGGCAGAGAAGGAAAGAUCAGCAAAAGUGGCCAGCCUCCCACUGCUUCCCCCAAACCCCAUUCAGAGCAUCGAUUCCAAGAAGCUGUGUGUAGUGAAGAAGUCUGACGUGAGCGCCUUUGCCACGACGCACUACCACAUGCCUGAGCACACAGUAGACAGAGAGGCUGACACAAAGCAGCCGAAUGCCCAUGAGGGAGCUGAGCUGGAGGUGAGGAGAUUGCAGGACUUGGAGAGGGAGGAAAGGCGAAAGCGAGAGGAGCAGCUUGAGAAGGCUCGUCUGAGAGGGAACGAGGCGCUGAAGAGGGAACAUCUUGUCCAGGAUCGUGAGCGCUUGUUUGUUGAACUGGAGCACAUGCAGCAGACAGACCUUCUGAGGAGGAGGCAGCAGGUGUCCCAAAUGCCUCCUCAGAUCUUCCAGCCUCUCCUAAAGAGACAGGAGACGAGGGAGGACUUCCAAAGGGAGAUGGAGUUUGCCUUUGAGGACAUGUACACCGGAGAGAGGAGGGUCAAAGGUGACGUAGUGGUGCAGCUGGUACCAGAGCCGUUGCCAGCUUUGUCCACAAGCAGCCACGACCAAGAGCUGGACGUCUCACUGGAUGAAAUUGCCUCACAAGGAGGAGGAGCAGCAACACAACAUGAUGCUGAGCGGGAAUCCGGCAGCACAGAGCUGGAAUUAUCUGAUGAAGUGCAGUCCACCAAACCUGCUCCCAGACGGGCUUUGAAGAAGCUCCUGGAUCGCAUCAGGAGCCAGAAGAACCAGUGGACUGACAAUGGCAGUAGCGGCUCCGCAGCCGAGUCCCUGACCGCCACCGCCAUUCAGAUCCCAGAGCAGGACACGACCAUCAACACAGGCUCUCUGAGCAGCGAGGAGAAGAGCCUGCUGCUGCCCACAGAGCUCCCUGAGCCGGCCGACGCGGCGCCGGCGCCGGAAACAACGGAGCAGUCAACUGCAGCAGAUCCUCCACUUCCUGAUUCACUUGCAAGCAGAGUCCGAGAGUUUGAAGACGGCCGAAAGAGAAGGGCAGAGGAACUUGACCGAGAGAAGCAGCAGCAGGUGGUUUUGCUCCAGGAGCUGGAGGAGCAGAAAGCCAAAUUGGAGCAGAUGCUGCUCGAGGCUCAGCAGGAGAGGGAAGACCUAAAGGCUGUUGUCACUCAGGACGAACCCGUCAACCCACCGGAAGUACCUGUCCAUGAGCAGGACGUUACUCCUGUCACUCCUGGAAUAGCCACUGAGCUGGUGCCUCCUGCAGGUAAAGAUGACCACUCCAGAAGGAUCAAAGAGUACCAACAGCGGCUGCUGGAACAAAACAAGAUUCACCAGAGAUCAGUGGAGGUGGCCCGCCACCGCCUGGAGGAAUACCAGCGAGCUCUACGCAUUCGUUACAACAUGAACGCCGGGUCAUUGCCACCGGCCACCGGCUUUGCUCACCUCCCAGCUCCCCCACAGCUCCCUACGGCCCCUGCAGCACCUGGAUUCUUCCACGCCAGACCACUAAGCCCCGCGGAAGUUCCCACGAGAGAGUCCGACAUGUUGGUUCCGCCAUCAGGACUUCCCGGCUCCAGGCUGCUUCCCCCGUCGUCUGCGGUUGGAUGUCUUUCGAACGACCCUAGGAGCCGGAGACCAGAUGUCACCGCCUGGCUGACUGAUAACAUAAUGGAGAGAGUGACGGAGCACCUUCCAGAGAGGGUGAGACCUUCCUCUGAGUCACCGCCUCACCAUUUGUUCCCAAUGUGUCGGUCGGCCUACAUCCCGACGCCGAUCCCGUCUGAUCCCGUCCGGGCCAUCAGCCCGCGCAUCACGGUGCGAGGCCCUGUGUCGCAUGGCUCCCUGCCACCCGGGUCCCCGUGCUCCGGGGAGGAGGCCGACAGCAACAUGGAGAGGCAGAGACGACAGCUGCUGGAGGUGAAGAGACGGGCACUGGAGCAGAAGGAGGCUGUCGCGCUGCAGCAGAGACGGCAAGAAGAGGAGAGGCAGAGACGGGAACAACAGCAACGUGGACAGGAAGCGGAGAUGGAGCAGAUGAGAAGGCAAAAGGAGACGCUGCAGGCUCUGAUUCAUACUGAAGAACCGGUGAGUGAACUUGUUCCAGAGGCCGCCGGUGAAGUUGUGGUUCCAGAGGACAUCGGCCAGACCCGCCUUAAGCUACUGGCGUCCCUGCUGAGAGCUAUAGAGGAGUCCAAUGGAGGAACUUUAUCUCACUUAGAGGACCCAGAGGAGAAAGAACACUCCCCUCAGCAAAAGCCAUCUGACAGUGAGUUCAUCUGUCGGAGUGAUGUUCCUGCGGGACCUUCCCCAGUGUCAGUCUUCCCUGCUGGACUGCACCCUCCACCCAGAGCAGCGAAGCCCCCAGUGACCCGCUUCAGGCUGUGCGCCGGGGAGAUGAUGAUGGAGCAACACGAGCUCAGUGCUAUUCAAGAGGUGGAGACACCGGUCGACUCUAGCCAAGUCGCAGGCCCGGAGGAUAGUGGGAUAGUCCCCUCACAGGCUCUGAGCCGGGACUGGCAGGAGGAUUUGAAAUCGUCCACCUCCUCUGAGAGGACCGUGCAGGCACCCUCUUGGUCCAGCAGUGGGCAGCGGACGGCUGAUCGAUCCACUGUCUCUGGGACGAGCUCAGGAGGAACCUGGAGAGAGAGGCUGCUGACGGGGGCGUCUCCAGAGUCCUCUGGGUCUGACUCAGUCCUGAGGGUGAUCUCACCGCUUUCCUCCGACUCUGGGAGAGGAGCCGACUACUCUGGUCCCGCGGUCACAAGCAGCAGACCCUCUGCCGAGUCUGCACAUAGGCCUCUUGAUUCUGACUCCUCCACCACCAUCUCCACCGGCAGCUACAUCACCACGGAUCCUGAGCUCAAUGUUGAUGCUGAUAAAUCCCCAUCGCUCAGACAUUGUGCUGAGCCAGGACGGGGAGGAUAUUCACUCCAUAUCUCAUCGCCGUCCGCUCACAGCUCCUGUAUCAUCGACAGCUCGGCCGCAAGCCGUUCUGGUCUGGCUGUGGACUCUCUGUUUAACGACAGCAGCAUCCAGCAUAUUAUAGACAAAUACACCAGGGAGCUAAACAUCUCCCUCAGCGCUGCUGGCCGAACCACAGAUAGCGAAGGCUCGUACACGGAGCAACCAGCCUCUUCGGUGUCACAGCAGACUUUGGCUGGAGUCACGGAGAGGAGAGGGGAGGAUGAAAGCUCUUAUUCCCGCUGGUCUCUUCCAUCAGACACAGAGGAAGUUCAGAAGCGAGGCCUGGUCAGUGAUUCACAACCCACAACAGAUCCGAUCCUGGAGCACUUCUCGGGAGAGGACCCGUCAAUCGCUGAGUACCAGGAUCAGGACUCUUUUAGACCUCUGAUUGGCCAGCUGGCGGACCAGUCGUCCUGCCUCGCCGCCGAGCAGAGGGACUCAGCCAUGCAGCUGCUGGUCGGUCUACCGUCCGCUCACUCCUCCAUGAUUUGUCAGCUACCAGGCCCGUCGGCUUCGGUGAGCUUUGAUCAAGGCAGAUGGGAUUCCACGUUGAGCCGCAUGAUCAGUCGACUCUCCCAUCAGCCCAGCUCCCACUGGCCGAGCGGCGGGCAGGACUUUUACGCCGACUACCUGACUGGUCGGGUGGCAUCGGAGCAGGCGACCACGGGGCUGGAUGGAGGUCCGGAGGAGAGCCAGAUGAGGCCGCUGGUUGUGGAGCAGGAUGAGUCUUCUGGCCAGCACAGUGAAAGCUCCGAUGAAAGGACACACGUGGAUCUUGGUGUCUCAACGGAGGCCGGUGUGCCGUCCUACCCGGUGUUUCCUCCUGAACCCUCGUCACACGGUGUCUCGGCCCCUGCUGAGCAUCCACAUCCCCAGACAGCGCAGGACCAAUCGAUGUCAAUGGACCUGGGCCCAGAGAGGACUGAAGACUCUGACUCCUUCCACCCAAUGCUGGCUGAGAUCACCCACAACGAAACUGCAGACCCCUCCAUGAUCUUCCACCUGCCCGAACACAAUGUGCCUACGUCCCCUGAGGGCCAGCCGGCCAGCGGGGAACAUGCCGUUUCCACGUCUUCUGAGGAGUUUGAAACCAACGCCGAUGAGUCCGAGGCGUCACCCGAACGCCUCAGAGCGGAGGAGCCGUCGAGCUGCGUGGAAGCUUUGCAGGAUUCCUUCUCUCCGCUGAUCGCCUCCCAGUGCCGUCCCCACGAGUCCGUCCUCGUGCUGUUCCCAGACACCAGGACAGACGCAGAGCCAGCGGCUUUGCUCUCGUCACGUUUAACGGUGUGUGACGAUCCACCGAACGUGGACAUAAUGGAGGGAGCGGAUGCAGACAGAAACCACGUCUGUCCUUUGUUAGAUAAACUAUUGGAAGCUGCUGGUGAGAAGGGGAUCCUAGAGCAGUCAGAGAUAACACUAGUGAGCCUGACCGACACCACGCUGCAGGACCAAGAGACAAUUGUCCCUGAGGAAGAGGAAAAGAAUGAAGACAAACACCGUGAGGAAGUAGAGGAAAAGGGACAGCAAGCUCAAGAGACCGAGGGGUCUACAUCCACGUUGUUACGGGCUGGGACUCCAGAAGACGAGAAGAACCCAUAUCCAGAUCCAGUGAAGCUCCUGGAAUUUCAGUGGGGUCCCGGCAAAGACCUGCAGGAGGUCCACCAGCAGAAGCGCAGAGCGCUGCUCCAGAGAUCGUCCCGCAGGGUGGAGGAGAUCAAGGUCAAAGUCAACGCUAAGGAAUCUAAACCAGCCCCCAGUAAGGCAAAGACGAAAUCCGAAACGCAUCGUCCGAUAAACGCCAAGUCAAAGGGGGGACCUGCAGAGCCGCAUCGGACCACUAAGAUCCAGCAGAAAAGGUCCCCGCUUCCCCCUCCAGCGAGCGAUAGCAGGCCUAACGAGGUGAAGAGCAGCACAUCGGAGCAAAGGAAACGGGAUGUUUCUGAGAUGCACCAGAGAACUCAAAGACUGUAUGAGCAGCUGGAGGAGGUGAAGCAUCAGAAAGCCGUCAGGAACAGACUGCAGGCUUAUGAAGCUAACCGACUGAAGGCCAAAGAGUUCCACAAGAAAACCUUACAGAAGCUUCGUGCCAAGCAGACUCCGUAGCGAUUCUGAACAUGUCUUUAUGUUUGUAAAGUUUUUAUAAAGUAUUUUAACUUAUUUAAGUUCCCUUUCUUGCACAUUUUUAAACUUUCAGAUUAGUUUAAGAAUAAACAUUCAUGAAGUAGAUUACUGAAUUACAAAA